AUGGCAGCUUCGCAAAGCGGGCUAAACUUUAUCAGCUCCCGUGCAGAGGCUAUUAAAGUUCCAACACGUUAUCACAAGAUCACUGCGCUUCGUUUGAAAGCAUACACGAUAAUAUUAUCCAUGGGUUCAUCACGUUCAGCAUUAACUAGUUCAAGAAAUAGUGUUCAAGAUUGUCUUAAUCCAAUUUGUGAAAAUGAUUGUGAUCAACCAUCAGAUUUUGUUAAUGAAAAUCUCUUCAGUCAUUUAUAA
Messenger RNA from Rotaria socialis, 249 nucleotides. The record is from the annotation of a GenBank genome assembly. NCBI's taxonomy places the organism in Eukaryota, Metazoa, Rotifera, Eurotatoria, Philodinida, Philodinidae.